This is a messenger RNA of Aspergillus nidulans FGSC A4, 948 nucleotides long. RefSeq lists its product as uncharacterized. The record is from RefSeq and is a predicted model, not a curated record. The transcript is spliced from 8 exons. Bases 1 to 948 code for a protein of 315 amino acids. NCBI's taxonomy places the organism in Eukaryota, Fungi, Ascomycota, Eurotiomycetes, Eurotiales, Aspergillaceae.
AUGCAGAAUGCGUUUUACACCAUUUCGCAUCACCAUUUCCUUUGGAUCAUGCACAAUACAUCAAGCAAAGCCAAGCACAUCAGAGACUCUCUAGCAAGUGUCUGGAUCCGACCACCACUACCAAGCGUCGCCCUCCAGUUACAGGGAAUAGAUCUUUCUGACUGCUCAUGGUUCAGCCCAGCUCUCUUCAUCCAAGAUGCCGUCAGCUACAUCCUUCCCCUUAUACACAUCGAGUGCUCGAUCCUCGGCCAGCAUUUGACAGAGGCCACCCGCAUGACUUGGCACGUUGGCGGAUACAGUCUGACAGUGGGCACGUUUAUCCUCGUUGCAGCCCUAGACAGAUCCCUGAGUCUCUUAUUUAAUAGACUAAUUACCUGGCACGUCCAACUGUUGUAUUUUGCCCUGGCUUUCGACUUUGACGAGCUGGAUAGUUUGGAUAGGUGCGACCAAGUAGCCGGCCGUGCUGGUCACUCAAAACGAGAAAUAUCCAUCACUUCCCACAACUUCAAAAUUCGUCAAAGGUUACAAUGGGUAGAUUUUAUAGGACGUCACACAGAAUCUGACCCUCGUGAUCCGGGUGGUGUCAGCGACCAAGCUGUCAUGUAUCCUCGAAACCACGUGAUCCGGUGCAAGACAGAUAGCAGUGUCCCAGAGCGUCACUGUCCGCAUCCGUCCCCCACGCUUCGAAGAUCGGUAACCUUGGCGUGCCAAGGCUUCACGUGCUGUCAACAGUUCAUUGACCUCUUUAGUUGGAACCUUCAAGAGGAGCUCUCUAGCAUAGGCCGCUGCUACUGCUGCUGCAUAUCCUUGCCAUGUCUCGUUCCUUUAUCACAGGUGUUCGGUGGUCCAUCCAGAUGUAUUUUUUGGCUGGCUCACGACAAUAUCACCCUGUUGGAUAUCUGUAUGAGCAGUUGGUACUCCUCCACCAAAUACAAACCAUUAGGCUGA